UUCCAGAUGCACCUGUCAAAACUGAUGCAUUCUGUGUGCGUGUCCUUUUCGUUGCGGGUUUCGUCUAAUUUUUUUUGUGCUUAGUGGCUGUGAAAAAGCUGGAUAUUUGCGGCUUUUCUCUGUAAUCGAUAUCAAAAGUGAGAUUUUCGUAUCGAAAAUCAACAUGAAUCGAAAAAUAUUGUCCCUGGCAGUGUUUGCCGGGAUUAUUUUGUGCGCCCAGUCGGCCAUCGACGUGGAAAUCGAAAACAAAAAUGUUGACCGCACGAUCGAUCUCACAUCGCAGUUGGUGAAAAUCAGCUACAAAAUUACUCUGGAGCACAAGGCGAAAAAACCUAUCACCAGCUAUCUGUUCAUGGUUCCCGCGGAAGAACGGGACCGGCUGGCGUACGUCACCGCCAAGGAUUCCUCGAAAAAGGACCUCAAAUUGACCGAAACAGCCUCACCCAAGGGAGUUACGUUUUCGAUGACUUUGCCGGCUGGAGGAGCGAACUCGGCCGUUGUUUACAUUGAUACCGUUUUCACAAAGUCGCUGACCCCGUACCCUACAGCGAUCGGCCAAACUGAACGACAGCUGGUGCAGUACUUCGGAAACGUUUACUUCUACUCUCCAUUCAAAACGGUAACUCAGAAGACUACCGUGCAUCUGAGCUCUCGGAACGUCGAAAGCUACACGCAGUUCAAGCCAGCGGUUCAUUCCGACACCACAAUCACCUAUGGACCCUACGAUAAUGUUGCUGCAUUCUCCACGGAACCACUGACCGUACACUUUGAAAACUACACACCGUUCCUGACCGUCACAAAGCUGGAGCGUGUGAUCGAAGUCUCACACUGGGGCAACAUCGCCGUUGAGGAAACAAUCGACAUCGUGCACUCGGGUGCUGCACUGAAGGGUUCGUUCUCGCGGUAUGAUUACCAGAAGGAUUCUCGCUCGAACCAGGCCUGCGUCAAAUCGUACAAAACCCUACUACCAGCGGCCGCCACCGGAGUUUACUACCGGGAUACCAACGGUAACAUUUCCACAUCGGCCAUGCGUGUGCUGAAGGAUUCAGUGGAAUUAGAUCUGCGUCCUCGCUUCCCUCUGUUCGGAGGAUGGAAAACUCACUACACCCUAGGUUACAAUGUGCCCAGUUUCGAGUACUUAUUCCAGAACGGGGACAAUUUCCUGCUCAAGAUGCGAGUCCUUGAUCACGUUUUCGACGAUAUGGUUGUUGAUGAAGUCACCACUAAAAUCAUUCUUCCGGAAGGAUCCACCAACAUUAAGCUGAUCGCUCCGUACACGAUUACUCGCCAUGCUGAUUCCCUGCACUACACCUAUCUGGACACCUUCGGGCGUCCGGUGAUCUCGUUCAGCAAGACGAAUGUCGUCGAAAAUCACAUCACCGACUUCAACCUGAAGUACAAUUUUAGCCGGGUAAUGAUGCUGCAAGAGCCACUGUUGGUGGUUGGCUUCCUUUACGUAUUGUUUGUGCUGGUCAUCAUUUGGAUGCGAUUAGACUUCUCCAUUAUCAAGGAAAAGGAGCAGCACCUUCACAAGGAUUAAGCAAUCAUGAGGACUAGUUAGUUCAUAUGUGCUAUUCCAUGAAACGAAUAUCCAAUUCGAGUAGAUUUAGAGUUUUUUUUAUAGGAACAUUCGUACCAUUUCCUAAUUUUAUGGUUUAAUUAGGUACAUAAAAUAAAUCUCACAUUAUUGGUACUGAAAUGCAGAUGCACAUGAGGUAGCAGAACACUUAUUUGCUACGAAAUAAAUUUCACCAUUUGUUGAGCAACGACCUUAUAUCUUGUCAGUAGCAGAUAUGCAUUUAAACCACUAACAGCGACUAAUAUUGAUAAUUAAUAGUGAUAAAGUUCAAUUGAAGUCGCUUGGUAAUUCCACUUAGUGGUGGGCACAGAACGCUUCAAAUCUAGUAACAUCAAAGCUACUCAAUAAAGUUUGUGAGUUCAAGUCAA
This is a messenger RNA of Armigeres subalbatus, 1947 nucleotides long. RefSeq names its product dolichyl-diphosphooligosaccharide--protein glycosyltransferase subunit 1. NCBI's taxonomy places the organism in Eukaryota, Metazoa, Arthropoda, Insecta, Diptera, Culicidae. The record is from RefSeq and is a predicted model, not a curated record. The coding region runs from base 164 to 1540 and encodes 458 amino acids. The transcript is spliced from 2 exons. Gene Ontology annotation, cellular component: membrane; oligosaccharyltransferase complex.